Ornithorhynchus anatinus (platypus) is the source of this 1845-nucleotide messenger RNA. It is a transcript of the gene ZC4H2, whose product is annotated as zinc finger C4H2-type containing. NCBI's taxonomy places the organism in Eukaryota, Metazoa, Chordata, Mammalia, Monotremata, Ornithorhynchidae. The transcript has 5 exons. Gene Ontology annotation, biological process: positive regulation of neuron differentiation. The coding region runs from base 104 to 778 and encodes 224 amino acids. The record is from RefSeq and is a predicted model, not a curated record. Gene Ontology annotation, cellular component: nucleus.
GGCGGACGAGGAGGCGGACGAGGAGGCGGACGAGGAGGCGGAGGAGGCGUCUACAUUGUGUCUAUUCUCUGGCCGCCGCUGCGGCCGGCGUGGGGCUGCAAGCAUGGCCGAGGAGCAGGAGAUCAUGUGCAAACUGGAGAGCAUCAAAGAGAUCAGGAACAAGACGUUGCAGAUGGAGAAGAUCAAGGCACGCCUGAAGGCUGAGUUUGAGGCCCUGGAGUGUGAGGAGCGGCACCUGAAGGAGUACAAGCAGGAGAUGGACCUCCUGCUGCAGGAGAAGAUGGCCCACGUGGAGGAGCUGCGGCUGAUCCACGCCGACAUCAAUGUGAUGGAGAACACGAUCAAGCAGUCCGAGAACGACCUGAACAAGCUGCUGGAGUCCACCCGGCGGCUGCACGACGAGUACAAGCCGCUGAAGGAGCACGUGGAUGCCUUGCGCCUGACCCUGGGGCUGCAGAGGCUGCCGGACCUGUGCGAGGAGGAGGAGAAGCUCUCUCUCGAUUACUUCGAGAAGCAGAAGGCCGAGUGGCAGACGGAGCCCCAGGAGCCCCCCAUCCCCGAGUCCUUGGCCGCAGCGGCAGCCGCCGCCCAGCAACUCCAGGUCGCCCGGAAGCAGGACACCCGGCAGGCAGCGACGUUCCGCCAGCAGCCCCCACCUAUGAAGGCCUGCCUGUCUUGUCACCAGCAGAUCCACCGGAAUGCACCCAUCUGCCCCCUCUGCAAAGCCAAAAGCCGCUCCCGGAACCCCAAGAAACCCAAGCGGAAGCAGGACGAAUGAAGAGAGCGAGGGUCCCCUGGAAGCCCCCGCCCAACCCGCCGCCCCUUCCCCCGCCCCCGAGUUCCCGGUCUCCUAUUUAACGUGACGUAAGCACAAGCUUUCUGUCCCUUUCCCUCUCCCUCUUUCUCUUCCUUCCAUCCCGACUCCUUCCAGUGCAGAGACUCUGCUGUAGAAGCUGAAAGCAUAUCUGGUGCUAAAGGCCUUCGGUUCCCGUCCCCUCCCUUUCACCUUGCCCCCUUCCCCCCAUGCCCGGACCAACCUCCAGGCCCUGAGUUGCCCUCGGGCAUGGAUUGGAGGGCGAUGGACAUUUGGAAGAAGCCGGGGGAGGGGUCAAGCCCCCACGUGCCAAAGGCGAGGCCCUCCUGGAUCAGAUCAGGCUCACCCCGCAGCCUGGGGGACGGCGGGAGCUAAGCCGGGCAGAGUGCCGAGGGGAACGUUCUGGGGGGGGCUCGGCCCCAGCGCCUUGGGCCUGCCCACUCCCAGCGAAGCCACCACUCGGCCUCCCGGACCGGCGCCGCUCUCGAAGACGUCGACCCCGGCUGCUUCCAGGCUUAGACACCGACCUCCAACCCUGCUCGAGACCCCCCAACCCUCCACGCUGUCCCCAGCAACUGAGAUCCCAGACCCUUUGACCAAUGAGGCUCCUCGCUCUCUGCCCUCACCGCCUCCUCGCGGGGCCCGAUCUCUUUGAGGGCGCUGGGGUGAGGCAGGGGAGAUCCACCUCAGCUGUGGGGGAUGCGGGACCACCCCGACAGCACUUCCGGGACAGAACCUGGCCGAGGGGCGGGGAGGAUGCUCCCUGUUCUCCCGACCCCACUGAAGAAGAAUCUUCUUCACACUUCAUUCCCAUCAGCUGGACUUCCCUGUGCCGUAGCCUGCCUCCCUUCCGCUUCUCAUUUCUGUCUUUCCGGCCAAGCUAACCUUGGCAGGCAGGGUUAGCUGUUUGUUCACUGCCUCCUGGAUCUGUCUGCCUGUCCUUGACCUGAACGACCCCUCGGCCCAGCGGGUGGGACCGUGGGAACCAGCCCUGGCGGGACGGGUCCCUGGUAGUAAAUCUCCGGCCACAC